Aspergillus neoniger CBS 115656 is the source of this 1242-nucleotide messenger RNA. RefSeq names its product putative cell division control protein Cdc31 (gene cdc31). The coding region runs from base 209 to 1006 and encodes 265 amino acids. Gene Ontology annotation, cellular component: mitotic spindle pole body; half bridge of spindle pole body. Gene Ontology annotation, biological process: spindle pole body duplication. Gene Ontology annotation, molecular function: calcium ion binding; microtubule binding. NCBI's taxonomy places the organism in Eukaryota, Fungi, Ascomycota, Eurotiomycetes, Eurotiales, Aspergillaceae. The record is from RefSeq and is a predicted model, not a curated record. The transcript has 2 exons.
AUCGCCCAAAGUCUCCAGAUUGUUUACCCACUGCACCACCACCCCCUUACAACCUGUCAUUUUAGCCAUCGCAAAUCCAAUCCCACUCUCUCAACUCCUUGCACCAACAACACCCCUCCAUUGACUCUCACCCUCCACCCCCCACCGACCGACCGCGGUCGGGGUGCCCUCUCACCGACCUAAACCACACCACCAACAACCAAACACAAUGGCUUCCUCACAACCCUUCGGCACGCGCUCCUACGCCUCCGGAAAACUCCCCGAUCGAUCCAUCAACGCCAACGCCCUCCCCUUCAGCGCCUCCUCCUUCUCGCGACACCGCAGUCUCGCCGGCGCGCCCGGCGCUCCCACAGCCGGCGACUUCGCCGACCCCAAAGCCAGCCAACAGGCACCAGGUCCAUCGCAAGCACCACCGCAACCACCCAUGCAUUCACAACCCCAACAAGACACGAAUCCCUUGAACCGAUUGACAGAGGAGCAACGCGAAGAGAUCAACGAAGCUUUCACCCUCUUCGACCUCGACCGCGACCGCCACCUCGACUACCACGAACUCCGCGUCGCCUUCCGCGCCCUAGGCUUCACCCUCCCCAAACAAGAGCUCAUCUCCCUCCUAACCACCUACGGCGUCCCGCGUCCCCAAGUCCAACAACAGCAACAACAGAACGCCGGCAACCCUCCCCCACCCCAGCAACAACAGAACCGCGCGGCAGCAACUACGAACCCCCAACACCCGAGUAACCUGCUCAUGCCACUAUCGGCCUUUCAGGCCGUCACGGCGCUGAAGAUACUGGAGCGGGAUCCGCGCGACGAGAUCCUGCGCGCGUUCGAACUGUUCGAUGAAGGCGGAAAGGGGUAUAUUGAUUUGGAGGAUUUGAGGCGCGUGGCCAGGGAAUUGGGUGAGACGGGCCUCGAGGAGGAGGAGUUGAGGGCUAUGAUUGAGGAGUUUGAUUUGGAGGGUGUCGGGGGUGUUACGCGCGAGGCGUUCGUCGGGAUUUGUUGGCAGUGAUUUUUUUUUUUCCUUUUCUUUUAUACCUCUCUUUUUUUAGUUUUUUCUAUUAUUGGAUAUGUAUGUGGAUUGGGUGGAAUAUCCCGGUUUGGUGGGUAGAUGGGAGAUGGAUUGUUUAUUCUUGUUUACCUGACUGAGUUGUUGUCCUUGGUGUGUCUGUUUUCUUGUUGACGUCUAAUUAUUUACCACUCGUACUCUGCAUGGACUGGCGCCGAUUGAUUUGGGAUUUUGACUAU